UGAGGAGUGAGGACGAGUGGAGGACUACUGAAACGGUGAGCGACCUUGCUAUCAUUCUCUCUCUCGUUCCCGGGUUUCCAAGCUCUCAUCUCUCUCUCUCUAUCUCAUCUUUCUCAAAGUCUCAAAGUCUCAAAGUCUCAAAGUCUGAAGGUGAAGUUCAGUCCAAAUACCAAAGUCCGCACUUUUGUCUUAUAAGGAGCGGGGAAGAAAAAAAAACCAGAAUUUUUCUCCAUCAGAAAGUCAGAGUUAUCUUCGCUGAUUCUUCUUCGGCAUUCAAUACUGUACUACACUAUAUUGCAGAUUUGCAGGCAACCGAGAGGAGUAUAGGACUUUGGAGAGCAGAGAAUUUCUUUCUUUCUAUCCUUCUUCUUCUUCUUCUUCAGUCAAUCAAUCAAUCGCUUCUUUGAUUUGUUAUUAGUCCUUCCGAACGAUGUGGUGGCAGUUUGAAUGGAGUAGUAGUUGCUGGUAUUGGUGGAGUUGAGGGAUGGGUUGCAUUCUUUGUAUAAGAGCAGAAGGGGAUGGCCGAGAACGAGAACGAGGACGAUCCGGUGAAUCAGACCGUCACGUCAAGGGUGAAGAAGUGCCACCCCCCGAUAACAUUGUUGCCGUUCAUGGCGCUAGGUCUAGGAAGGAACGAGUGCGUAGGGAGAGGGAAAGGAUAUACAGGACCGGCGUUAUUAAUCCUCCACCGCAGCUAGGGCGGCUUAAGUCGAAGCCGAGGCUGAAUCCGAAUCCGGUGUUCAGAACUCAGCAAGGGUGGCCCGCUUGGCUGUCUGCCGUUGCCGGCGACGCCAUCGAAUGUUGGACCCCUCGACGUGCCGAUACGUUCGAGAAGCUCGAUAAGAUCGGGCAAGGAACUUAUAGCAAUGUAUAUAAAGCUAGAGACCUCAUUUCUGGGAAGAUCGUCGCUCUGAAGAAAGUUCGGUUUGAUAAUUUGGAGCCGGAGAGCGUGAAAUUCAUGGCCAGAGAGAUUCUUGUUCUGAGAAGGCUCGAUCAUCCCAAUGUCAUUAAGUUGGAAGGUCUGGUUACUUCGAGGAUGACUUGUAGUCUCUAUUUGGUUUUCGAAUAUAUGGAACAUGAUCUUGCGGGGCUAGCAGCUUGCCCAGGGGUCAAAUUUACCGAACCACAGAUCAAAUGCUAUAUGAAGCAAUUAUUAUCUGGUCUUGAGCACUGUCAUAAUCAAGGUGUCUUGCAUCGUGAUAUCAAGGGUGCAAAUCUACUUCUAGACAAUGAAGGAAGUCUUAAAAUAGCUGAUUUUGGACUGGCUGCUUUUUAUGAUCUGGACCAUCGGCAACCAAUGACUAGCAGAGUUGUUACCCUUUGGUACCGACCUCCCGAACUUCUUCUAGGAGCAACUUAUUAUGGUGUUAGUGUUGACCUUUGGAGUGCCGGCUGCAUUUUGGCUGAAUUACUUGCUGGGAAGCCAAUAAUGCCAGGGCGGACAGAGGUGGAACAGCUGCAUAAGAUUUUUAAGUUAUGUGGCUCUCCAUCAGAGGAAUAUUGGAAGAAAUCCAAGUUGCCACAUGCUACUAUUUUUAAGCCACAACAACCAUAUAGACGGUGUAUAGCUGAAACUUUUAAAGAUUUUCCACCUUCUACGAUAUCUUUGAUUGAAACCCUUCUUUCGCUUGAUCCAGAUGAACGAGGCACUGCCACUGCUGCUCUGAAUAGUGGUUUCUUCAGUACGGAACCUUAUGCUUGUGAACCAUCAAGCUUACCAAAGUAUCCUCCAACCAAAGAAAUAGAUAUGAAAUUGAGGGAUACAGCCGCCAGAAGGCAAAGGGGACUGAAUGCGAAACCAAAUGCGGCUGAUGGGGCAAAGAGAGUUCGAAUUCGUGAUCGGGGUGGCCGAGCAUUCCCAGCACCAGAAGCAAAUGCUGAGCUUCAAGUGAACCUGGAUAGGCGGAGGUUCAUAACACCAGCCAAUGCUAAGAGCAAGAGUGAGAAAUUUCCACCUCCUCAUCAAGAUGGAGCUGUUGGGCACCCGCUGGACAUAUCACAUGAUGGAAGAAUAUCAUUUGUUACUCAUUCUUCUUUUGCCUCUUCAGCUUGUGACCCAAAGGCCGGUGGCAUACCAUUUUCAGGACCCCUGAGAAAACCUGUACCUUUAGGCAGGAAAACCAGAAAAGAGGCUCAGAUGGCACCAUCUCGGAUGUUCAAACAAGCAUUCAGACCAUCACUAGGGCUAUCUACAGAUCAUAGAAAUAAGGGUAAAGAACAAGUUUCAGAAGUUUUUGGUGGUGGAAGAUAGGGGUUGAAAUGCAAAUGAGGAAAGCAAUAUCCCGAUCAUCUUUUAUGUUCAAAGGUUCUCUCCGGUUACUCUCCAAAGGGGGAACUACGGAGGCACAACUAUUUCUGCCUUGUUGAUUGUUUUAGCCAAAUGUAAGUAUCACAUAACUGGGGGAAGCCCAAUACUUUCAUCCAUUACAUCUGAUCAUUUCAAUCAUUGGAUGGAUUUGGGACCUUAUGGAUUGGCCACAUGUCAAAUGUGCUACCUAAGGGUACUCCCUUUGGUUGACAGAUGUUUCUUUUCCGAAGUGUACUGAUAUUGACUUGUAUAUUGUCAUUUUGAUGAUGCUUUUUACCUGAAGUUUGCAACAUGAAUAGAAAGUCGGUGAUGUAAAUUUUCCACAAAAGAUAGAGGAUGCUCAUGUCUCUCUACGUUGGAUCAAGUGCUGUUUUGGUUGUCAUUUC
Messenger RNA from Macadamia integrifolia, 2694 nucleotides. RefSeq names its product probable serine/threonine-protein kinase At1g54610. Gene Ontology annotation, cellular component: cyclin-dependent protein kinase holoenzyme complex; nucleus. The transcript is spliced from 7 exons. Bases 485 to 2251 code for a protein of 588 amino acids. NCBI's taxonomy places the organism in Eukaryota, Viridiplantae, Streptophyta, Magnoliopsida, Proteales, Proteaceae. Gene Ontology annotation, biological process: positive regulation of transcription elongation by RNA polymerase II; protein phosphorylation. Gene Ontology annotation, molecular function: ATP binding; RNA polymerase II CTD heptapeptide repeat kinase activity; cyclin-dependent protein serine/threonine kinase activity. The record is from RefSeq and is a predicted model, not a curated record.